Penicillium nucicola is the source of this 4080-nucleotide messenger RNA. RefSeq names its product RNA dependent RNA polymerase. NCBI's taxonomy places the organism in Eukaryota, Fungi, Ascomycota, Eurotiomycetes, Eurotiales, Aspergillaceae. Gene Ontology annotation, biological process: siRNA processing. Gene Ontology annotation, molecular function: RNA-directed RNA polymerase activity. The transcript is spliced from 4 exons. Bases 1 to 4080 code for a protein of 1359 amino acids. The record is from RefSeq and is a predicted model, not a curated record. Gene Ontology annotation, cellular component: nuclear RNA-directed RNA polymerase complex.
AUGACUGAAAUGACUGAUCCCACAGGCGCUGGAGCACCAGUGUACACCUCCUGGAAGAAGCAUGAGUCAGUCGGCAUUGAUCUUUCAGAUGUUCCUAGGGCUGCGUCAACUCACGAUAUAUAUGAUGCCCUAAAAAAGGAGGGCACUAUCGUGAAAAUCGACCUGUACGAGACCUCUGAUGGCCGCGCAACUACCAGAGGCUUUGUGCGCUUCAGCCCUCCCCCUGAGCGUGAUUUCUGGACCAAUGGCUGCUACCAAGUGCCCCUCCGCAAUGGCCCUGUGGUGCCAAUUAAACUGGGCCUGAAUCAUUUCUCCGAUGGCGAGACUGUUCCCAGCCCAGUUCGCUCAAAGGUUCAUAUCCCUGCCAGGAAGGAGCUAAUGACCACUAAAGUUGGCAUUGGUAUACUCGUCGAUGCCGUGGCUGUCCAUACCAUGCACAUCUUUGAUCAGUCUUCUGGGCCUAGGUUUGUCAUUGAUGUGUUGCGCAGGUGUCUUUAUGUAUACUUCAAAGUAAGCAUCCGCUCAAAGGCUGGCGACAUGUCUCUGCAUGACUAUCGACUCAGAUUCACCUUCCUCCAGCUGUCUCAAAUCUUCGAGCAGUAUGACACCACUACAGAGCAGACAUCUUUUCUGAUAAUCCUGGACUCUUCGCCUAUCCUUCAUCGAAGACUGAAGAAUAUCUCAUCCUCGUUUACCGGGAUGAGGUACUGGAGAGAGGAGGAUGCCUGGUAUCGUCAGACAGCUAUGCGUCGCAAUCCACAUGUCAUCGAUACAUCCUGCAACAACCUGAAGAAGUCGGGACAUAUCAUUGAUGCAGCGCGAUGGAACGUGUUCAAGAUAACGUUCGCAUCUGAACUCAAACAAGACGGCGAAGCCUUGAAGCUCACUCGAGCGAUGUUCAAAGACUACAAUAUCUCCAUCGAGGAUGGGAACCGCUUUACCGAGAGAAAAGCCCGGCCAAUCCCGGUGUGGCACUGGAUCGAUCACGUCGGGCCUCAGUCGAGCAAGGCUUCCUUGUUCCUGCUACAGGGCAUGGGGAAUGACAACUACGUGCACCUUCACAUGCAUGUUCGGUACCAGCUCGAAGUCUGCAUAUCUCAUGGAUAUUUGUCUGAGUUCACAAUGACUCGCGAGUUUGUUGAGAAGUUGAGUAACAUGAAACCAGCCGAAGGCCAGAGACUGCUGGAGUACGUGGCAACACAGAAAAAGAAAUACUUUGAUCCAAUGGAAAUAUUCGAUUUGAAGCCCUCGAAAGGUACAACUGACACCAAAAUCCCGGAUUAUUGUUGCUUCAUGCGAACUGCACGAGUCACUCCAACUACCAUCUACUACAACACCCCCUCCGUGGAUGCCUCCAACCGCAUCGUACGCAAAUACUCGGAGGUGGCUGACCAUUUCCUUCGUGUGCGGUUCACGGACGAGAAAACAGAAGGUCGCAUUAACUCCUCUAUGAGUGAUAAUAACAACGAGGUAUUCACCAAUGUUAAGCGGACACUGUCAAACGGCAUCACUAUUGGAGACCGACACUAUGAGUUUCUUGCGUUUGGCAACUCUCAGUUUCGAGAACAUGGCGCUUAUUUCUUUGCCACAGGCGGGCCCAUGACCGCAGCUUCAAUCAGAGCCUGGAUGGGUCAAUUCAAUCACAUUCGAAAUGUGGCCAAGUAUGCGGCGAGACUGGGACAGUGUUUCUCGACUACUCGUGCCUUUUCCAGCACUAAUGUCGUUGUUUCUCGGUGUGAGGAUAUUGUUCGCAACGGCUUUACUUUCUCAGAUGGCGUUGGAAAGAUAUCGAAGUUUCUUGCGCAAAUGGCCAAAAAUGAACUUGAUAUCAAGACACCAACUCGAAACCUUCCAUCGGCCUUCCAGUUUCGCCUCGGAGGUUCCAAGGGAAUGCUUGUAGUUUCACCUGAUCCUCACCCUCGAGAAGUGCAUAUCCGCCCCAGUCAAUACAAGUUCAACACCGAGUCCAGCGGAUUGGAGAUAAUUCGUUGGUCUCAAUUUUCGUUUGCAACUCUGAACCGCCAGAUCAUCAUCGUUCUCUCUGCUUUAGGAAUCCCAGACAGGGCUUUUCUGAAGAAGCUGGACUAUAUGCUGAGCAGCUUUAAUGAUGCCAUGACGGACGAUCAGAAGGCCAUUGAACUGCUGCAAAAGUGGAUUGACCCAAAUCAAAUGACCCUCACAAUCGCCCAGAUGAUUAGAGAUGGUUUCAGACGUGCUGACGAGCCAUAUGUGUGCACUGUCCUUGAGCUAUGGCGAGCUUGGCAUUUGAAGUAUCUGAAGGAGAAGGCUAAAAUCACUGUCGAGCAAGGCGCUAACCUACUAGGCUGUCUGGAUGAGGUCGGUGUCCUGAAAGGCCAUUUCGAAGAUCAAAUACCAAAAGAAGACGCGCCACGGAGAGAGAAACUGGCUGCUCUGCCUGAAAUUUUUGUACAGAUCUGCCGCUGUGAAAAACAGGAUGACAAACAUGCUAAGUACGAAGUCAUCGAAGGUGUCUGCAUCUUGGCUCGUAAUCCCUCUCUCCACCCUGGCGAUAUCCGUGUGGUCCGAGCAGUGAAUCGACCUGAGCUGCACGACUAUCGUGAUGUAGUCGUGCUUCCUCAAACCGGCGAUCGAGACGUUGCAAGCAUGUGCUCAGGGGGUGAUCUUGAUGGCGACGACUACCUCGUCAUUUGGGAUCCGGAUUUGAUUCCAACUCAUUGGUUCACGAAGCCCAUGAAUUACACUAGCAGAAAAGUCCCAGAUCUUCUUCACGAUGUGACAGUUGAUGAGAUCACUUCCUUCUUUGUCGUGUACAUGAAGAAUGACUGCCUGCCAACCAUCGCACAUGCUCAUUUAGCCUUGGCUGAUUGGCUUCCGAGGGGCGUCAUGGAGAAGAAGUGCCUACGUCUGGCUCAACUCCAUUCUGACGCUGUUGAUUUUAACAAGACUGGCGCUGUUGCAGUCAUGACGAAAGAUUUGAGGCCCACAAAAUGGCCUCAUUUCAUGGAGAAGAGACAUGUUCCACCAUCACGGACUUACAGGUCCAACAAGAUCCUUGGCCAGCUGUACGACGCAGUAAAGAUCCCUGCCUUUCUUCCCAAUCUGAAAAAGCCCUUUGAUCUUCGGGUCUUGACUUCGCCGCUCCUCGAAGCCAGUGAGAAAUACAUGGUCUAUGCGAAAGAGCUCAAAGAGGAAUAUGAUAUGGCCGUACGACAAAUCAUGGCCCAAUAUGAGAUUGAAACCGAGUUCGAGAUCGUUUCCGGCUUUACUCUUCGUCACUGCUUCCCGGGCAAGGAUUACAAGAUGCAGGAAGACAUGGGCCGGAUCUCAUCAACACUCCGGGGAGGAUUCCGCCAUCAGUGCUACAACAAAGUCGGGAAAACCGGUGAUAAUAUUGCUGCCUUGGUACUCGCCAUGUACCGUGUGACCCAUGAAGAGAUGACUGUAGCACUCAAGGCUCAACAGCAGGAAGAAACGUUGAGAGAAGACCUCUCAAAUGUCAAUGUGCCCAGAACCAAGCUUCCACUGAUCAGUUUUCCUUGGAUUUUCUCCGAAGUCCUUGGCAAGCUUGCAACGAACAAAGCCAGGGAGCACGCAGGGCCAGGAGAAGCCACUGCCGCUGUUCUUUCCGGUGAACCUCGGGGCAGCUUAUUCUUCACUUACAAGCAGGCUCAGAGAUCUACCCAGCCUGUUAAUGGCCAGAAAGAUCUAGAAAUGGUAGAGCCUCCCGAGCUUACCGCAUCUGCGCGACCCCCAAGUCCGUCGGGUUAUUGGGAAUCACUAGAUGAUGUUCCUAGCGAAGAAGGGGGCAUCUCUAAAGAUCUCAAUGCAGAGCCACCUUUCAAUGAGACCAUCAUGCGCAGUUUAAGAGAAUGCCGUCUUGCAUGCGAAAAUGAGACCAGCGGACGUGAAUCCAAGUGUUCAGUGCGACCUUGGUGUGAAAUGGUUGAGCGCCAUGGCGAGGUCUCGGAAAUAGGCGGUAAAAGCGACGAAGGGGUUUGCUCCAAGGAGCCCGUGAAGAUCGACAUGGUGGAAGAUGCUGAGAUGAAGGGUAACUUCAAGCCUAACCCGCUUGAUGAGCUGAUGAACAUGAUCGGCUAG